Messenger RNA from Zonotrichia albicollis (white-throated sparrow), 7353 nucleotides. The record is from RefSeq and is a predicted model, not a curated record. NCBI's taxonomy places the organism in Eukaryota, Metazoa, Chordata, Aves, Passeriformes, Passerellidae.
AGGGAGCGCCCGUCCUGCCCGCCGGCCCCGGGGCGCCCGGCCGCCAUGUGAGAGCGGCGGGCCCGCGGCGGAGCCCGUCCCCGGGGCGGCGGGGCCGCACCGCCUGCGGCCGCCGCGCUGUGGGCUCGGCAGCUCUGCGGAGCCCAGCGGGCAGCAACAAGCCCAAGCCGCCCCGGCCGCCCGCCCGCAGCCCCGCCAUGGGAGCCGGGCGCGGGCAGAGCCGAGCCGGGCCGAGCCGCCGCCGGGGCUGAGCGCGGCGCCAGCGCAGGGACUGUGGCUUUACGAAGCGCUUCCCUCCGAUGUGAAUGCAGUGUCCCCUGUGGGAUGCAGUAGGUGAUGCCCAGCUCUACUGCAAUGGCAAUUGGAGCUUUCUCUAGUUCUCUUCUCGUAACCUGCUGCCUCAUGGUUGCCCUCUGUAGCUCCACCGUUCCCGUACAAAAACUGGCCAAGGCUCAAGACAAACAGGAGAUAAAGGCGAGCCAGGAAAAGAGAGAUCACACGUCUACAAGGGACAGCCAGACGGGUCCAGGGAAAAUGAAUGAGAUCGGCAGGAGCGGGAGGGAGGAGGGUGGCAGGGACUGGAAGAGCAAAGGAAACAGGAACUACUCGAACAAGGAGUCUUGGACUAAGCAAAAGCAGGCUUGGAGCAGCCAGGGGACAAGCAGUAAAUCCGGGAGCAUUCAAGUGCAAGAGCAGAGGGAUGCUGCUCCCGAGGAACCUCAGGUGGCUGAAGAUUCCUCUCUGCCAGCCUCUGUUGCGAGCGCCACUGCCGAGCCCCCGGAGGAGUACGCGUACCCGGACUACCGCGGCAAGGGCUGCGUGGACGAGAGCGGCUUCGUCUACGCCAUCGGCGAGAAGUUCGCGCCGGGCCCCUCGGCCUGCCCGUGCCUCUGCACCGAGGAGGGCCCGCUAUGUAUCCAGCCCGAGUGCCCCAGGCUCCACCCUCGCUGCAUCCAUGUGGACACCACGCAGUGCUGUCCGCAGUGCAAGGAGAGGAAGAACUACUGCGAGUUCCGAGGGAAAACCUACCAGACCCUGGAGGAGUUCAUGGUUUCUCCGUGCGAGAGGUGUCGCUGCGAGGCCAAUGGCGAGGUGCUGUGCACGGUGUCAGCCUGUCCCCAGACCGAGUGCGUGGAUCCCGUGUACGAGCCUGACCAGUGCUGCCCCAUCUGCAAAAAUGGCCCGAACUGCUUUGCAGAAACCCUGGUGAUUCCAGCAGGCCGGGAGGUGAAAACUGACGAGUGCACUAUAUGUCACUGUACUUAUGAAGAAGGCACGUGGAGGAUUGAACGGCAAGCCAUGUGCACUAGACAUGAAUGCAAGCAAAUAUAGGAAACCUACAAAUCUACAGACUUUUCGUGGUUUUUAUAAAGUAUCCCACAGCAGUGAGCACCUGAGAUGACCCAGGGAAAUCCAAAUGAGAAGAUUCUGGCGAGGAGCAAGAAAUACAAUACUGAUAUUUUGUUUUUCAAAGUAACAUAAUACUGCAAGGCAAAGAAGUGCAUAUAUUUAAAACAUUUGGACAUAAGAAUACCUGUCUUAAAUGUGUUAUUUUCACAGUGAGUACACUUAAAUACACUAUAAAAUAUUCUAUGUAUUUCUAUAAUACCAUUAUAGAGCUUAAAAAUAAAUGUUUUAUAUAGACAAUACAGAUUGAAGUACUGUAGCAUUGCCUCUCCUCUUGUAUACAUGCGCCAUGGCUAAAACUAUACACUUUGUUCCAGUUUUGCUAUAUGAAGAUUUUAUUGUGUGUUUUUUGGUUUUGUUUUGGGUUUGGGGUUUUUUUGCUGUUGCUUAUUUUGAGUUUAUUGGGGCAGGCAAGAGAUAGCACAUGAGAAAGCCUUGACAUUCUCCAUUUUGGAAAAAAGAGGAGAAGAAUAGGCUUUCAGAGAAGAUAUGUUCAUUUAUGAACAUAAAUGGGCUGUAAUGUAGAUGUGAGUCAGCUCCAUAUCUUACUUUUACUUGUGCUCCUGUCUUCUGAUCCACUGCCAAGAUGACUUGGAGCAGUGGGUAAUGUGAAACUGGUCUCUCAUAGCUGCUACUAUAAAUUUAUUCAGAUUAAUUCAGUUCUUAAUAUUCAUUUCAGACAUAAAAUUUAUCAGCAGGACAGAUACGGCUGUGACAGAUUAUGGCAUCACCAAGCUGGUGGAAGUGACGGUAAGUAAUCACAGAGCAUCAUGAUGUGAUGCAUAAUGGAUAUGGAGAAGUGCAGCUUGGGAGGGCUACAGCAGCCAAACAAACCUUCACUGAUGUGGCUCCACAUUGCUGAGUUUGAGCAGGAGAGCUGCACCAUUCCCUAGCCCUGCUCUUGCCACCUUGUUGGAAGCUGGUUCAAUAUUCUGUUUGGCAGAGUGUACAGAAUCUGUACACACUCUCUAUUGAAGUGAAAGGUUUAAAACUCUGUCUUUGAAUCCAUCAGAGGAUUUCUAGCACAUAAUCUGACCAUGCCUGCAUGGGAGGUGAAUUACAUCUCCCCGCUUCAGCCACCAACAGCCUUUGCUUAAAUUCAUUUCAGUUUUAGUUUAGUUUGUCACCAAAUCCAACAAUAUAUCUGUUUUGGAUACCUACUAAGGCAGUGACUCAAGAAGUAUGGAUUUACUUUUAAGCUUUUACUGGUGGCAAGAUUUGAUGAAUAAAUUUCUGAAACCAGAAGAUUAUUGCUUAAAUUCCCACUUACUCUUUGUUAAUUUCUCCUAUGGUGUAACCUGCUUGCACCUUUGCAUCCAUACAAAGUAUGACUUUCUGCUGCUUCUGAACAUUGAGGAACUUUUGCCACUGACUUCAGUGGAUCCCAGUUAUCACCUAUGUCCUUAUUUUGAGCAUAUUUCUAUCACUGUAAGUUAUUUGUGAGUAAAGGAUGUAUGUUUUGUCUAAAACUUGUGAUAAAGUAUACCAACCAAUCCAUUUCAUAGGAGUCAGCAGUCAUAUGACAGAGAGCUAGCUCCUGAGCCAGUCAGACCCAUGCCUCAUGGCUAUUGGACUUCUGCUUGCUGAAAUCAAAUAUCAGCACAGCUCUGAGAGAGUGCCAUGAGUGCCAGUGGUCUUCCAUGAAUGACUUCCCAAGACAAGUGGAAGAACGCAUUUGGGAAGCAGCCAUGAAACUUGAGUAGAGAAGGUGAACUUGCAGCUCAACGUGGAAUUGCCUUUUCAAGUGGGCUGCCUGGUGACUCUAAGAGACAUAUGUGUUUUCAGUGAACUGUGAGAAACUCACAGUUUAUGUCUUUCAAUGUAUGGCCAAAAUGAGUAAAUUUUUGGAAUUCUCACCUCAGACUAGUAACACAUUGCUUCUUUACUGAAGGUUCUUGUGAAGCCUUAGACCAUUUCUGAGGGGAAUUUCUGUUCUUUUAGGCAGUUCUCUUUGUUGAAGUAGUGAGUAUAAAGUUAAAGGCUUAGUUUCUAGUGUAGCUUUUAUAAAUGUUUUCUAUUGUGCAUUUUUUCAAAAAUAUUUUUCUGUCUUUCAAUCCUGGUACCAACAUAUUAAUGUCAUUUUCACUGUAGUAAUAGGAUGGUCCUUUCGAUUGCAUGUGAAACUUCCCAGGCAUGUUCAUCUUGACAUCCAGCACUGCGAGUUGUUGCUUAAAGAAGUUAUAUUUUGAGUUAUAUAAUGUUUUUUUGUUUGUGAGAAGCAAACUUCAGGUAUUUUUAGGUUUUUUUUUCUUUUUAUGGAGUGAUGUAGAAGUUAUUCUGAGUUUUUGACCUUCUUUAUGCCUAGAUCACUGGCCACAUCCAGCUUUGGCCUGUAGUAUUACCACAUGAGGGUUCUUUGGUUAUUCCUGAGAUGGGGAAAUGGGCUGAGUGACUCUUUCUAGGCAGAUCUUACUAGUCUUGCCCAGUUGCCACACAGUGUGCUGUGGGAUAACCCCAACAGAGAGCUAAGCACCACAUGGCCACUCACUCCCCAACUGCCCACCCAUGUGGAAUGGUGGAAAAUAAAGGAAGAAUAAAAGCAAGAAAACUCCUGGGUCAAGGUGAAAAUAACUAAAUAAAAAGAGAAAAGAGAGAACAAAGAAGCAUCAAAAAAAGCAUGGCAAUUGCAAACACUCACCACCUCCCAUGGGCAGACCUGUGGCCUGAGCAAAAGAUAGCCUCAACCUCAUUCUUCAUUUCACUGCUGAUCAGAGCACUAUAGGGCAUGAAACAUCUCUUUGGUUACUUCGUUCUGAUCACCUGCUGGUUUUGAGCCCUCCCAAGCCCUAACCUACCCCAUUCUACUCACAGAGGAUGAGUGAGAAGCAGAGAAGACCUUGGCGCUGUGCAUGUCCUGUUCAGCAAUAGCCAAAACACUCGUGUGUUUCAGCAUUGCUUUGGUCAUAGGCCUAAACCACAGCAUCCUACUGCCUAAACCACAGCAUCCUACUGCCUAUUAGGGAGAGUAAUUCCAUCCCAGCCUGUGGUAGUUCUGCUAGCAAUUCCAUACAGGCACAGAGGCAAACACACCAAAAGACCCCAAAAUCCAGACUCCAACCAGUGAAUGCACCAAGCAGCAGGGGCCUUUGGCAGCCAAGCUGGGGAGCUGAGAUUUGCAGCCUGAUGUAUAAUGUCACUUCACACAGACAGGUUUAAAAUUUUCUUGUUAUUGGAGUUGAUAAGGAAACUAGGAGAAGUAAAAUAUUUAAAGUUAGCCAUUAUGCGAUGCUUUUGGGAACCAUUUGCCUUUAAACUAAUUUAAUCUCAAGGCAAUAAAAUAACAACCCCAGAACUGCUGUGGUGGCCACAUGUACCAAUCUAAAUGUUAUGCUUUGAUUAUGUAAUAUACCUGUUCAUGUGUAACCUUAAAAAGUAAGAGAAAAGUCAUCUGCAUCAUUUCCAGUGAACUAAACUCCAUUGAAUAUUGUCUUCCCUACUGAGGCCUAGAUACUCGGCUGGUUUUUGCUUCAGUGCAAACAGGAUUAUGCAUCCUGCACAUGAGGAGUUCUUCAGCUUUGCAGGUGGGUUGUGUCUAUUAAAGCUGUAUUUCCAGACACACUAACAACUCAUGAAUAAUUUUGUAUUUGAAGGUCUGUUUCUUGGAUAAUGAAUAUUCUCAGAUGUUCUCAUGUAGCUGCAUUGGCAUGAAUAUGAGAUUUCUGCUUCACUUGCUUCUGCUUAUUUCCCAGUUGAAAUCAAGACAAUCCAUUUCUGUAGGAGUGCAUUAUACAUGAACUUGUCUUCCAACCUAUGUAAGCAGGUGCCUGAAGAGAUUGCAUUCUAGAUUAUUUCAGGUAAUUAUAAAAUUGCACAGUUAGCGUGCAGUAGGAUUCUCUAUUCUAAUCAUUUAAGCCACAAAAAUGGAAGAGCUGAUACUCAAAUAUUAUGUGAGAUUUAAAAGGCAAAAGGCGAAAAAGAGAAAGUAUGAAAGACAGAUGAGCUGGGCAUUACAAUAGGAGUGUCCAACAACAACAAAAAAAACCAAACAUACAUUUUCAAAGAAUAUGAUAAGAAAAGUAAAUGAGAAAGGUAUUUGGGCACAAAUUGAAAUACAAAAAAUUCUACUUGGCAAUAAAAAAAAAAUCACACAGUGAAGGUGAAUGAAUACUGGAGGAUGCUGCGAGGAUGGCCAAAUUCCAACUGGGCGCAGCCCUGAGCAGCCUGCUGUAGCUGAACUUGCACUCAGCAGGGUAUUGGAUGGGAUGCUCUCCAGAGGUGCAAAAUUAAAAACCAGGUUCAAAUGAGAUUGAAUUAAAGUCUUUAAUACAUACAAGAAAGAAAAAGAUAAGAUGAAAGGUUCCCUCACUUUGGAAAACAGGUGUUCUGUUUCCAUAUGGGGAACUGUACUGUCAUGCUUGUGAACUAUUUGAUGUUACUUUUGACAGUAACUUUAAUACCAAAGUUAUCAUAGCUCAGUGAUACAUAGAGGGCUUUUAAAGGCACACAUUAUUUAAGAAUCUAAUGUAAUCCAAUUAAAUGCUCCAUUUAUUCCCCUUAUCAGGCAAUGAGUUUUCUUCACAGCCUGUGUUAACAUGGGUUUUCUCUCUGCAAAAAUACAACUUCCUACUGCAUUAAAAACCAAACUCAAACUUGGGAGACAGCACUGAAUAUCACAGACUAUUUUCCUCACUAUCCAAGAUUUCAAAAUUUUCAUCACUUUUUGGUUAAGGUAAGUACUGCUUUAGAAAGUACAUCACUUGUUCAGUUUUGACAGCCACUCCUUCCCACAUUUCUCUUUCCUUUGAAAAUAUAUUUAGGCUCAGCCACACUGAAAAUGAAAAGUUGUAGUCUCUUGAAAUGUCACUUUAAAUAACUUCCAUAGCAGACAAAAAAUAAACACAAUUUAUUUAUUUAAUAUGCCUGUAAAAGAAAUACAGGAAAACUCCAAACUAUUGUGUCACUCAGUAGUUACAGAGAAGUGGAAAUAAUGAUACAGAAUACUAAAUUAUCAGCAAUAGGAAAAAGUUCUUUUCUCAGCUAAAUCAGCAUAAAACAAGAGUUUUUCAGAUGCCCAGGUAAACACUGUUAAAACUGAGAUAAGUAUUUCUUCCACAGGUAGAAAUAAUAAAGUCUCUGUACUUGACUACAGUCGGUGAAUGAGAGGGAACAUUCACAAAUCCUGGUGUAAAGUGCCUUUGAUCAUAGUAGCCAGAAUUAAAGACAAAGCUUUAUUGAUAACCAUUUACUUUGCUUUUUCCAGUAAAUCCUAAAGGUUGUGCAAACCUUGUGAAAGAAGGUGAAUUUCACCUGUCAGGAAGACCAACUCCCACUAUCUCUACACUCUGUGAAAAUCCAUAAAUGCGUGCAUGGAGAAGAAAUUCAAUAUUCCAGUGUGUAUAAUACUCCAGUGAAAAAUACAUCCAUUUUAUUUUUCUCUCUCAAAGUAUAGAUGAAAAUCUAUGAAUGUCUUUAAUUGAUGAAAACAUCUGCCAACUAGAGCUUUCCAUUUCUGAUAUAAAGGAAUGCAAAUUAUAAAAAUGUCAAGGUGCUGCUUAACCUAGAUGGCUAUUUCCUUAAAUAGCUGCAUCCAUUUCAGAGGAAAAUUCUCCAAUUGGUUUGCUAUCCACAGCUCAGUAAGGUCCAUGUGCUGUAUUACUUGUUACAGUUCUGUUUAACAAAAUCAAAGUCUGUAUUUUCACAAAAGCAAUACUGUAUGUGAUGAUUUCUUGUUAGCCACUGCUAAUUCAAAUGAAUUCUAACUAAUUCAGUGCUGUUGUGAGUGAGAAAUCAUGGAGAUAACACAGACAUGCAGUGCUUCUACCUAAUGUAACAACUCAGUGGUCUGUUCAAUUCUGGUGAUCACAAGAGGAAUAAGGAAUAGGUGGCCUUUAGUCAUUCCAAGGGUUACAGUAAAAGACAGUUCCAUUUCUUAAAUGCCAAACAUUUUGUAAUGUUCUUUCCCAGGUAUUUAUUUUCAAAUGGCAUUUAAUAAAAAGAGCUAUUUUA